AUGAUGCUUGUAAUCCUACGAUACUACGACAUUCUAGCAGAAAUCGUGGCUGAAAUUCGAAUGAUCUACGAUUCGUCAACUAGCAUUGUAUUUGUUGGAGGCGAACAAUCAAAGGAAUUUUAUUUAACAGCAGAAGUUUUACAAAGAAAUGUGCUCCCUCCUUUCCUAUACAUCUUUGUCAUCGGCUACCUUCCAAAACAUGCAGAAGCCUACUUUGGUUAUAUCAACCAUAGCACUGCAAAGCAGGACCAAAGUUUUGAUAAUAAGACUUCACUCAAGCAUAAUGGGGAAAACAUCGAAAAAGUGAAGUAUUUCAAAAAUCUGGGUUCUUAUUUAGGAACAGCAGAAAAGGACCUGGAUGCAAGAAUCGCACUAACACGGAACAGUUCAGACUGCGACGGUGCAUCUUCAACUCAGCCUGCAUUUCCAUCCUUCUUUACGGCUGUGAAUCAUGGACAUUUGAUGAAAAACUAA
Molecule: messenger RNA, 474 nt
Organism: Helobdella robusta
Lineage: Eukaryota; Metazoa; Annelida; Clitellata; Rhynchobdellida; Glossiphoniidae
Exons: 3
Coding region: 1-474 (157 amino acids)
Source: RefSeq, a predicted model, not a curated record